CAAUUACAACACCCCAGAGGGUUUAGCGUCCAAUUUUGAUAAAAGCAAACUCGAAACAGGAGUUGCCGCUUUCUUUAUCAUUCUGUCGAUUGAUGUGACGCGCGCAGCUACAGAGACUAGACGUCUGAAUUUGGAAUAUAAACUUUGAUAAUGGCUGAAAGUGAUUACGUUGAUCCCAUUCUUAUUCAAACAAAUGAUUAUAUCCUCUUCAAUUUAACUUACCCUUUUGAAAUAGAGCCUGUCUCAUACUUCUGGGCCGCUCUUUUCGUAGCAACAAUAAUUACUGCUGCUGGGGGAAACAUUAUCGUCAUUUGGAUCGUUUUGACUAAUCCACGCAUGCGCACAGUGACGAAUUGUUUUCUUGUAAACUUGGCGGUGGCGGAUGUUUUGACAACGUCAUUCAACAUGAUUCCCGCUUCGUACAUGAAUAUUACACAAAAUUGGAUUUUCGGGAAAGCAUUAUGCAGAAUUAGUACUGCGAAUGGAUAUUUUUGUGUUAUGGCGACCGUUUUCUCGUUGGUGGCAAUAACGUUGGACCGAUAUAGAGCAAUUGUUUACCCAUUAAAACCAAGACUGUCGAAGUUAACAACUAUUGCGAUUGUUGUAAUAAUUUGGAGCCUUUCUGCAGCAUUUGCUUACCCAGCACUUUUUUACUCUACCACACUAGCAGCUGUUUACGCUCUAGAUGACACUUUGAUACACAGAUGUUACAUUGAUUGGCCUGAUGGACAACAGAAUUAUGGAUUUGAUAACUUUAUAUACCAUAUGUGUUUUACGGUAUUUACGUACGUUCUACCAUUGUGUAUAAUGACUGUUUGUUAUAGCGUCAUUGGAGUGAAGCUGUGGGGAGGCAAGAUGCCGGGGGAAUCUGUACCCAAUCGACCCAGACCCCAUCUUGAAGCUAAAAGAAGGGUUGUUAAGAUGAUCGUUGUGGUGGUAACAAUCUUCGCCCUGUGUUGGCUACCGGUGCACGUGUACUUUCUACUAUCAAGAACUAUCGAAGAUAUCUACUUAAUUCCAUAUAUACAGCAUGUCUACUACUUCACCUGGUGGCUCUCAAUGAGCAAUUCCAUGUGCAAUCCGUUUAUAUACUGCUGGUUAAAUGACAGAUUUCGCAAAGGGUUCCAACAUGUAUUUAGGUGUCUUCCGUGUGUGAAAGCGAUCGACCCACCGGAGAAGCCGGUCAAUCGGAGUAGGACUAGCAAUUUUACUAUGAUGAGUAUGCACAGUACGUCAUCAGGAAAACGCACUGCUUCUAGAAACAGCUCCUUUAUGACAACUACCAUGUACGAAUGCCAUGACUCCAUGGGGGAUGACAACACAAUAUGACAAAAGAAACGUGUUACAAACGCACCACCACUAAUGCCGUGACGCCUUAUCAGGACUGAUACCAUUCAGGGGCUACAGUCAAAAGUGGAUAUUAUCCUACGUCUGUGCUUAGUCCCACCUAACUUAAAAGUAGACUGGAAAAAGUGCCUAAAACUGCUAGUGUACACGAAUUAACAACUAAGAGGUAAAAAAAGUGAAAUGUUAGUCAAAAAUCACUGCAUCACAGUGAAACAUUAGGCCUACUGUUCCCAAAGGUCAUGUUGGAUGCUAUUGAAUUGCCACGAUGGGGAAAUCAUCAUUCUUUAACUUUGAUCAUGCUGUUCAUUAAAGAUUUGGAAUGGAUUUCUUGUGUCGCUCCUGCUCACAAAUAGGAGAGACCGCUGACAAUAUUUCUCAAUGACUCGGGGUUGCUGAGACGGAUACAACAUUUUCAUUUGGCUGACGCACACCACCAAUAUACUGACAAUAGCAUUCGUCAUUUAACUGUCACGUUCUGAGACACUAGAUACUAGUAAUUGCCUAUUAACUGUUGCGCGCGCUCAGACGCAGAAAACAUUUCUCAUUUGUCUGAGAGAAAACCCCGUUUCGUAACCUUAUCUGUCACAAAUCGACAAACAAAAUGUGGCUGUCGUUCACCAUCGACACCCUAACAACACGGGUCAUUCCACCGUUAUUUGACGCUCGUAAAACGCUUAUGUCUCAGAUUCAAUAUUAAUCAAACUUUGCUCAUACCACUGUUAGCCUACCUGCACCCGUCAAGAGCAGCCGAAAAGCUUGGUGUACAUACAAUCGCUACACGCCACCGCCGACGGCUUCCCGUGAUGCCGAUUGGUCGGUCGAGUUGGGGAGCCUCCCCGAUCGUGACGGGGACUGCUACGCAGUACACCGAUUGCACUGAAAACACUGUAGCGAUUGUACGGAAACUAGGCUUAACGUCAAAAUAACAAAACACUCUCACAAGCAAAUUUAUGCCGAUAUAUAGUCAUGAUGUGCCUAUUAUUACGGUCAUGGUGUGAUGUCAUCUUGACCGCAUUUAGGCAUGUCAUAUGUUUUUGUCAAAUAAAAUCUGAUCGUCUGGACAGGGCUUUACUCGACAAGGACACAAACUACAUUUCACACUGACUGAUCAACAGGUACUCACGAAUACUCACUCAAUACAUAAGAAUACUUAAUUUGUUCUUAAGCUUGGCACUCACUUCGCACACGGUCGUCGGCCGACGCGAUUCUAUGAAAAACGCAACACGACGACGCGCGCGCAACGGAUCGUGUUUAAUGACGAUCUGUUCAGACUUCUAAUGACAAACAGCAGACGGCGUUGCGUCGUCUCGCUCACAGGGAGCGAAGUUGGAUUCGUCGUGCGACGUGUACGACCGUCGUACGACGCAGUGAGUGCCCGGCAUUAGAUAAUUGCAAGUUAAUCCAUGAACUAAAACUACCUAAUAAUGUACUCCUUUGUCCUGUUUCACAGAUUGCUUAUUAACACACUCAAUUUUAAAAUUUAAAAGCAUGGAUGGAUUCAACACAAUAAGAUAAACAAUUCUAACAACCUAUACUAUGGUAGAUAGACCUAUUCUCAACGAAGAUAUCUGUUGAUACAGACGUACGUAAGCCACGACAGUGACAAAGCUUCAUUUAUGAUUAAUUAACGACUGUGUGUAAAUAGCUAUAAAUUUGACGUUCACAUGAUAAAUGAUGAAACUAGGACAUUGAAGAUAUACAGAUAAUUUAGACGUAAUUUAAACGCGAAAACGCGUUUAACGCGAGAAUGAAAUGCUUAUAGCAGAAAAAUUGACGAUAAUAUUUUAGUAUACUCUCGCAGUGUUUGACGACGGUAACCAACUGGA
Messenger RNA from Anneissia japonica, 3173 nucleotides. Its product is annotated as tachykinin-like peptides receptor 99D. Lineage: Eukaryota; Metazoa; Echinodermata; Crinoidea; Comatulida; Comatulidae. Gene Ontology annotation, cellular component: plasma membrane. The transcript has 5 exons. Gene Ontology annotation, biological process: G protein-coupled receptor signaling pathway. The record is from RefSeq and is a predicted model, not a curated record. The coding region runs from base 151 to 1329 and encodes 392 amino acids. Gene Ontology annotation, molecular function: tachykinin receptor activity.